Pecten maximus is the source of this 2066-nucleotide messenger RNA. RefSeq names its product CBL-interacting serine/threonine-protein kinase 20-like. Gene Ontology annotation, biological process: protein phosphorylation; regulation of cytokinesis; mitotic spindle organization. The record is from RefSeq and is a predicted model, not a curated record. The transcript has 8 exons. Gene Ontology annotation, molecular function: protein kinase activity; ATP binding. Lineage: Eukaryota; Metazoa; Mollusca; Bivalvia; Pectinida; Pectinidae. Gene Ontology annotation, cellular component: chromosome passenger complex; spindle pole centrosome; spindle midzone. The coding region runs from base 189 to 1811 and encodes 540 amino acids.
GUUUGAUAGUAUGCUCUUUGUUGGGUUUGUUCACCAGAAAAAAAAUCAAUGAAAACUUAAGUCAAUAAAUGCAUUACUAUUAUGACGUCACAAUGUAAUAUUUCUUAACCGUAGUCUGUUGUCAUAUUGCUGACGUCACAAUAUUGAUAAUCUGAUGACGUCACAGUGUGUGGAUACCUCACGACGAGAUGGCCGCUGAGAGAUCUCCGCAUAUCAUCCAUCUCGAUGGAAACUUCUCACUGCGAGAAAAUGACGGUAUAUGGAAACCUGACCGACACGAAGGUGUUUCCAUAGAUUCAUGCGGUUACAUGAUUGGUCAAACUAUCGGCGAGGGACCAAGGUCAAAGGUCAAGAAGGCGGUUGCAAAACGGAUGAAUGAAAUUGUUGCAAUUAAAAUCAUCAAGAAAAAUCGCUACAAACAGGAAUCAAUGGAGAAGUUUGUGACCAGAGAGAUAUUGUUAAAUCAGACUCUUGAACACCCGGGAUUGCUGGAGCUAUAUUCAGUGUACAGUAGCGCCACCUGUUAUUACUUGGUCCUGGAGUACGCCCCGAAUGGAGAUCUCCUCACAUUCGUCAAUAAGCUUGGCCAUCUUUCCGAACCAGACGCCCGUCGGAUCUUUAAGCAGUUAUUAGACAUUGUCAGCUAUCUUCAUGAAAAUGGCGUCUGUCACCGUGAUAUCAAGUGUGAAAACAUCCUUCUCGAUCAAUAUUACAACAUCAAGUUGGCGGAUUUUGGAUUUGCCCGCAUGUUUCCAGAAAACCGAAAAGUAGCUACCCGAUGUGGCUCGUACGUUUACACAGCACCGGAAGUGCUCACAGAACCGAAAUAUGACGCCGCGAAGGCCGACAUAUGGAGUAUGGGUGUCUGCCUGUACGCUAUGCUGUGCGGUCGUCUGCCCUUCAGGGACGACGAUUUAGCAGUGAUGCGUUUCGCCAUGCAAGAACGGCUCACGUACCGCAAACAUGUCUCUAGAGACUGUCGUGAACUGCUGAUGGCUAUUCUUUCUUACGAGCCCAGAAAGAGACCCUCUAUUAGCACCAUAGUAAGGAUGAAGUGGAUGUGUAAACCUUUGGCCGGCGAUUCUUCCAUGUCGUCCAUGUCCGUGGCUGCUGUGACUGACACACAUGGUGCCCAUCCGGAAUACGACCCCUUCGCUGAACACGGGUUUUCCUGUAAUCUUCAUGACGAUGUCUACAGAGGAACUCGAGUUACAGACGUCUUACGUACUGUCGCCGAAAACCACAGUUCGGGGACCAGUUCAGUUGACCUGACCAAAGUAGCGAUUCCAAAAGAUAAGGCAUCUGCAGUUGCUAUGGUUACUGGAGUAGCAGGACCGAUAGGAAGGAAGUUGAGCCAGCAGAUGGGCCUGGAUGAUUUAGCGAAAUGUCCAAACAAAGCCACCGGUGAGGUGUGGUCGUCUCUAGCAGGCGGGAAAAAAGGUGACGGCAAAGGCCCAAAGGGGCUGUCAGCAUUCGGCAAGGACGCGAACUUGUUGGCCACCUUCAGACGAGCAGCAAGAGUGGUUACGGCCGUGAAAAGGUUCAGACGAAAACCUCUGAACACAAUCCUUAACAUGCCACAAGAUCAAGCCAUGGCCAAGAUUAUUCAAACUCGUGAAAAAACAGAUUCAAACGAUAUAAAAGGUCUUCAUUUCAGUAAAGCUGGCAAAGUGGCAGCAUUGUCUGGACAAGAAAGGAAGGAAAUAGCAUUGGAGAGACGACAAUCCGAAAUAGAGCGUGAAAAUGAAAGUCGUUCAAGGGAAGAACGUCGUGGACUAUUCGGCCACACUCUGUCAGUUCUAACUCCCUAAUCUGACACUUUCAAAGUUGAAUGUUAGAUGAAAUAUGAGUUAACUACAUCUGUGACUCAUUUCCUAGUUUUUACCUUUGAUUCUGUACCAUAGGUUAACUGUGAUUAUUUUAUUUAGAUUCUAUUGUAAGAUUACGUCAACACCGAGUAACAACAUACUGUACCAUCACUUUGGUACAUCUAGAACUGAGAUUAUAGUUUUCGGAUAAGUAAGAAAUUGUCGAUACAAUCUGCGUUGUUCAAUACAUAUAAAUAU